Molecule: messenger RNA, 2127 nt
Organism: Hirundo rustica (Barn swallow)
Lineage: Eukaryota; Metazoa; Chordata; Aves; Passeriformes; Hirundinidae
Gene: GPR83
Product: G protein-coupled receptor 83
Exons: 4
Coding region: 1-1272 (423 amino acids)
Biological process (GO): neuropeptide signaling pathway
Cellular component (GO): membrane
Molecular function (GO): neuropeptide Y receptor activity
Source: RefSeq, a predicted model, not a curated record
AUGUUAUCCUGCUUCGUCUGGCUCACCCUCCCCGACUUGGUUAACGCCUUCGUGAUCCCCGGAAAGGUGCCCCUCAACGGGAGCUUGGAGAAGACUUCUGCGGUCCCGAACGCGUCGGGUCUCUUUUCCUGGGAUAACGAGAGCCUGGCCGACUGGCGGAGCUUUGUGGACAGGAGCCGGUACGGAGCGGAGUCGCAGAGCGCCACGGUGAAAGCCCUGCUCAUCGCGGCGUACUCCUUCAUCAUCGUCUUCUCCCUCUUCGGCAAUGUCCUGGUGUGCCACGUUGUCAUCAAGACGAGGCGCGUGCACUCCGCCACCAGCUUGUUCAUCGUGAACCUGGCCGUAGCCGAUCUCAUGAUCACGCUGCUCAACACGCCUUUCACGCUGGCUCGUUUUGUGAACAGUACCUGGAUCUUUGGGAAGGGGAUGUGCCAUGUCAGUAGGUUUGCACAGUACUGCUCCCUCCAUGUCUCUGCCUUGACCCUUACAGCCAUUGCUGUGGACAGGCACCAGGUUAUAAUGCACCCCUUGAAACCUCGCAUAUCUACUGGAAAAGGAGUUCUCUACAUCUCUGUAAUCUGGAUCAUGGCAACUUGUUUUUCCCUACCGCAUGCUAUCUACCAAAAGCUCUUUACCUUUGAAUACAGUGAGGAUGUCACCCGGUGCCUGUGUCUGCCAGAUUUCCCUGAGCCUGCUGACCUCUUUUGGAAGUACCUUGAUUUAACAACCUUCAUUUUGCUCUACGUCUUGCCCCUUCUGAUCAUCUCCGCUGCCUACGUGACGGUGGCAAAGAAACUCUGGCUGCGCAAUGUCAUCGGGGACGUCACCACGGAGCAGUACUUUGUCCUUCGCAGAAAGAAUAAGAAGACCAUCAAGAUGCUGAUGCUCGUUGUCGUCCUCUUCGCGGUUUGCUGGUUCCCUUUGAAUUGCUACGUCGUCCUCCUCUCCAGCCAGACCAUCCACACCAACAACGCCCUGUACUUCGCCUUCCACUGGUUUGCAAUGAGCAGCACCUGCUACAACCCCUUCAUCUACUGCUGGCUCAACGACAGCUUCCGGUCGGAACUAAAGGCUUUGCUCAACAUGUGCAGAAAACGCCCCAGGCCCACGGAACAGAGGCUUCCCUCCGCAGUCCCAUCCUACCGACCGGCUUGGCCAGAAAACGGCAGCUUCAAGAGGACGCAGGCCCCCCAUGUCUUUCCGCCGUCCUCCACCCUGCAGUCGGGGAAGACAGACAUCUCUGCAGUUGAGCCAAUAGUAGCUGCGAGCUAAACGGUGACCUUGGACUGCACAUAGAUUUGGCAAGGGCUAAAAUGGUGGGAAGAUGUGGAGCCCUGGCCACACAACAGGUGAUAAAACCAAGGAGGAGGUUCUGCAGGAGGCAGUAUGAUAGAGCUGCAUGUUUGAUGCAGGCUGGUGACAAUGGUGUGGAGACCCUAGAAGGGAGAAAGUAAACCCUUCCCAGGAGGGAACUUUAGUCUUUGUCAGGGUGACUUUGGACCGGCUCGCAGGAUGGGAUUCUCUGCAUAUGUGUUGCUGUUACCUGCAUGACUAAGACUUUUCAGAACUAGGACUGUGCAUGUGUUUUGCUGGUACUUAAACAACAGUCUCAUCACAUUAGAUCUCCCUUCCCCUCUUCUGAGUCUCCUCGUAACAACGUGGAAAUGGCAGAGAUGUAGACCUUUAGGUUGCUAUCUGAGAUCCAGUGCAACUGAGUAGGAAAGUAUCUUUUCUGAAUUGGGGUCUGAAAAGUCAAGACCUGUUCAGAAGGAGUGAACAGAUCUAUUCCUUGUUUGUUUGGUUGUUUGUUUGUGUGUGUGUGUAAAUAUACUUAGAGAAGUGGAGGAUAUGAUAGACAUAGAGAAGGUUCCUGUGAUGUAAGAGACUCCUAUUUAUCAAAGUUAGAUUUGAAAAAGAGUGGAAGCCUAUUCUUCAAGUAAGUAGAUGUUUUUUCUUCAAAUAGAUUACUAAACCAAAAAAAACGUACAAAAAGGUGGACAUGCCAUUCACAGUUGGACAAUGGAUAAUUAAGUGCUACUGUGGAAUUGGACUAGAACCAAUUCCAUUGUCGAGUUGCUGCUAAUGGAUCACACAGUUUGGCUUUUUAACUUGCCUUUGAAUAUUGCU